This is a messenger RNA of Lactuca virosa, 465 nucleotides long. The record is from the annotation of a GenBank genome assembly. NCBI's taxonomy places the organism in Eukaryota, Viridiplantae, Streptophyta, Magnoliopsida, Asterales, Asteraceae.
AUGGCAUACAAUCAUGAGACAAAUAAACGCCCUUCUAAGAGUUGCUGUGAGAAGAUACAUGAAGCCAUAUUUGGUAGAUCAAAGAGAAACGAUGUUCAAAAUCCUUCAAUGUCAAGCAAUGAUUAUCACUCCACUGUCAAACCGCAUGUUUCCUCUACCCUACCCCAGUCUGUUCCUUGUGAGAUAAAAACCUCUAAACACUUGGUUCGCUUCUCUUCAGAUAAUGCUGAAAACAAUGGUGAUUCUGGUCAGAAGACUUUCAGUGAGGAUAAAUACAAUAGUUAUAUUGAUGGCACGAAGAUGAAGAUGGGGGGUUCUUCUUCAGAUGUUGUUGGUGGUGGUGAAACGAGUGUCUCUAGUGCAGACAGCUUCAAUGAUACAGUCUCUAGUUAUAUUGACCGUACAAAGCUCAAGUUGAUUGCUAGACCAAGUGUGAGUGCUGUUGGAAUGACUCUAAAACCAUAG